Staurois parvus is the source of this 504-nucleotide messenger RNA. NCBI's taxonomy places the organism in Eukaryota, Metazoa, Chordata, Amphibia, Anura, Ranidae. The record is from the annotation of a GenBank genome assembly.
CCACUGAAGUGGGAGUGGUCUCUUGGUCAUCCCCUGUACUGUCCGCAUUCUCUUGGUGAUCCUUGUACUGUCUGCAGUCUCUGGUCAUCCCCUGCACUGUCAGCAGUCUCUGGUCAUCUCCUGUACUGUGUCUGCAGUCUCUGGUCAUCUCCUGUACUGUCUGCAGUCUCUGGUCAUCCCCUGUACUGUCCGCAGUCUCUGGUCAUCUCCUGUACUGUCCACAGUCUCCGGUCAUCUCCUGUACUGUCCGCAGUGUCUGGUCAUCUCCUGUACUGUCCGCAGUCUCCGGUCAUCUCCUGUACUGUCCGCAGUCUCUGGUCAUCCCCUGUACUGUCCGCAGUCUCUGGUCAUCUCCUGUACUGUCCGCAGUCUCCGGUCAUCUCCUGUACUGUCCGCAGUCUCCGGUCAACCCCUGUACUGUGCGCAGUCUCUGGUCAUCCCCUGCACUGUCAGCAGUCUCUGGUCAUCUCCUGUACUGUGUCUGCAGUCUCUGGUCAUCUCCUG